Messenger RNA from Ceutorhynchus assimilis (cabbage seed weevil), 601 nucleotides. Lineage: Eukaryota; Metazoa; Arthropoda; Insecta; Coleoptera; Curculionidae. The record is from the annotation of a GenBank genome assembly.
CUUCCUUUGCGUGUUGUAGAAAGAAAAAGUCAUCCACCAUCUUUCUUUUCAUACCUUUUCAAACAUGGUUUUCGAAAGGUUCGUGGAGACGGGCCGCGUGGCCGUCGUAUCGGGGGGCCCCAACAAAGGAAAACUCGUCAGCAUCGUCGACGUCAUCGACCAAACCAGAGUUUUAGUCGAUGGUCCAGAAACCAAAGUCCCAAGGACUCAAAUUAGAAUAAACCAGUUGCAUUUGACCAAGUUCAAGAUCAACCAUCCGUUUACUGCUUCUACAAGGGUUGUACGCAAAGCCUGGAAAGAUGGAAAAGUUUUGGAAAACUGGGAAAAUUCAGUUUGGAGCAAGAAAAUUGCUGCCAAAGAAAAGAGAGCCCAACUAACAGACUUUGACAGGUUCAAGCUGAGGAGAGCAAAGACACGCAGGAACAAGAUCAGGACAGUUUCGUUUUUGGCACUUAGGAAAGCUGCUUCCAGAAAUGGAACUUUGUACGGCAAGAAAAGGAUGGCCAAAGGAGGCGACAAACCUAGGCCAUCGAAAAAGGCUAAGGUAGACAAGAAGAAGCCUGCUGCUAAGAAAUAAGAGACAAAUAAAAAUGUUUAAAAA